AUGGCCUCGUCUACCACCAGCGAUAUCGAGAAAGGGGAGAAAUCUGCAGCGUCGGUCAAUAUUGCACCCGAUGUUCAGAUUGGCGAAAGUGAAUCUUCGGAUAGUCAACAACAUGGACCGCUUAAGACUGCGGUGAAUUUCCUUCUCUCUUCCGGGGUAGAGCUGCGUGGAGUGGAACCUGUUCCACCAGAGCUGCGUACAGACUCAGCUUUCAACAAGAUAUUCACUAUUUGGUGUACCAGUCUGCUGUGUCCAUUGCCACUCGUCACCGGAAUGACUGGAAUGCGUCAGAUGAUUCAAGCCCGGUAUAGCUUCGGCAUGUACCCGAACAUUCUAAUCGCGUUACUGAACAUGAUGACACUCUGCGGAUACAAUAUCAUCUGCCUUGUCACCGCCGGACAGACUCUUGCUGCUGUAUCCGGAGACACAAUCAGCCAGACAGUUGGCAUUGUCAUCGUUGCUAUCCUUUCUAUGAUUCCCGCCUUUGGAGGAUUUCAAGCUAUUCAUCACUACGAGCGAUGGGCCUGGAUUCCCGCAUUCAUUGCCAUGGUCAUUACAAUCGGUUCUGGCGGAUCAAAGCUAAAGGAACAAGUUCCGGCAGUUGCUUCUGAUGGACCGACUAUUAUCACGUUUAUCAGUUUGAUUGCUGGCUAUAUGCUACCAUACAGUACUACUGUGGGCGAUACAGCAGUCUACCUAGGACCAAAUGCUCCAAAAUGGCGUAUUUUUGCGUACUGCUGGAUGGGUAUUUGUCUACCUUCAAUUCUUCUGAUGAUUGUCGGUGCAGCAAUCGGCGGCGCUGUACCCAAUAUCCCGAGCUGGUCGGAUGCUAAUGACCGUGACUCCGUGGGAGGAAUUUUGGUAGCCAUGUUGGCGCCACUUGGAGGAUUUGGCAAAUUCAUCGCUGUCAUAUUGGCUCUUAGCGUCAUUGCGCAGAUCGCACCAGGGUUUUACUCCGUCUCGCUCGGCUUUCAAAUAAUUUGGCCCAAAUUCGCAAAAAUUCCUCGCAUUAUCUUUGUGAUUGUUGUCACAGCUGUUGAUAUCGGAGUUGGUAUCAAAGCCGCAGAGUCAUUUUUUGACUCCCUUGAGGAUUUCCUUGGUAUCAUAGGUUAUUGGAGUGCCGCAUUUACCGGCAUUCUGCUAACGGAGUGGUUUGUAUUCCGAAAGGGAAAGGCAUCCUCAUUUGAUCCCAAAAUUUGGAACAGCGUUCGAGAGUUGCCACCGGGUUUAGCAGCUCUCACUUCUUUUGUGCUCCCAUUUGCACUUGUCGUUCCCUCAAUGGACCAAGUUUGGUACGUAGGCCCAAUUGCAAAGGUUACUGGAGAUUUGGCAUUCGAAUUUGCUCUAGUUCUCGGAAUCAUGUUGUACCUGCCUUUUAGAACCUUAGAGAUCAAAUGGAUGGGCCGAGUCUAG
Messenger RNA from Talaromyces amestolkiae, 1413 nucleotides. RefSeq lists its product as uncharacterized. Gene Ontology annotation, cellular component: plasma membrane. The coding region runs from base 1 to 1413 and encodes 470 amino acids. Gene Ontology annotation, biological process: transmembrane transport. The record is from RefSeq and is a predicted model, not a curated record. Lineage: Eukaryota; Fungi; Ascomycota; Eurotiomycetes; Eurotiales; Trichocomaceae. The transcript is spliced from 3 exons. Gene Ontology annotation, molecular function: transmembrane transporter activity.